Messenger RNA from Phaedon cochleariae (mustard beetle), 1904 nucleotides. NCBI's taxonomy places the organism in Eukaryota, Metazoa, Arthropoda, Insecta, Coleoptera, Chrysomelidae. The record is from the annotation of a GenBank genome assembly.
AGUGCAGAGAGGAAUAUGGUGUCGGAAAGAUUGGAGAACGUCACUCAGACCAUCUCCAGACUCCUCGAAGGAUAUGAUAUCAGGCUGAGACCGAAUUUUGGCGGUGAACCAUUAUUCGUAGGAAUGGAUUUGACAAUAGCGAGUUUUGAUGCAAUAUCAGAAGUGAAUAUGGAUUACACAAUCACACUGUACUUGAACCAAUAUUGGAAGGACGAACGUUUGGCCUUCAGCAGCGACGAUGAGGUUUUGACCCUAUCGGGAGAUUUUGCAGAGAAAAUAUGGGUACCAGACACAUUUUUCGCCAAUGACAAGAACAGUUUCUUACACGAUGUCACAGAGAGAAACACACUACUUAGACUGAACGGAGAUGGAUCAAUCACAUACGGAAUGCGAUUCACCACCACUCUAGCUUGCAUGAUGGAUCUCCAUUAUUAUCCGCUGGACUCGCAAAAUUGCACCGUGGAAAUAGAGAGCUACGGAUACACCGUCAAGGACGUAGUGAUGUACUGGAAGACGACACCAAAAUCCACCCCCGUCCGGGGGGUGGAAGAGGCCGAGCUGCCUCAAUUCACCAUCAUCGGGUGGGAGACCAACGACAGGAAGGAACGGCUCGCCACUGGCAUCUAUCAGCGGCUGUCGCUGUCCUUCAAACUGCAGAGGAACAUCGGCUACUUCAUCUUCCAGACGUAUUUGCCGAGCAUUCUCAUCGUGAUGCUGUCGUGGGUUUCCUUCUGGAUCAAUCACGAAGCUACCAGCGCAAGGGUAGCGUUAGGUAUAACUACCGUUCUAACCAUGACCACCAUAAGCACAGGUGUCCGUAGCUCCUUACCACGAAUAAGCUACGUGAAAGCUAUCGACAUCUACCUGGUAAUGUGCUUUGUCUUCGUUUUCGCCGCUCUUUUGGAAUACGCAGCCGUCAACUAUACUUAUUGGGGAGCCAGGGCAAAAAAGAAGCCGAGGAAACCCAAGGAGAACGAAAAACCCGAACACGUCACCAAGGCAUGCCAAGAAAGAAACCACGAGGAUAUUAUAGAGCUGCAAGACGUACGGAUGAGUCCUAUCGCUUCAAUUCGCAAUAGGCAUAACACCAAACCAUAUACCUGUGACAUUGAUCCCUCCAAAUUCCCUCCAAGCUUUCGCAUAUCAAGGACUUCAGGGUACACAUACAACUACAGGACCACACCUGGAGUCAGGCACAGAGGAAACAAAGGCAACAACUUCCAUAGGCCCAAAGUGUUUCACGUCUUGAAGAAAGGAGCUCUGGUUAUCAAAUCGUCCAUGCCGAAGAUCACCGAUGUCAAUGUCAUAGACAAAUACUCCAGAGUUAUCUUUCCGGUGACAUUUAUGAUCUUCAAUAUCGGCUAUUGGUCGUUUUAUUUCUUCGAGUGAUGAGGACUGUUUGAGUAGCAAUUAUAAUUGAACAGUGAGCUUAGGAAGACAUGAUAUACAUAGGGGCAAAGAAUAGAGAAGACAAGCCGCCAUUAUUAUAUAGGAGAAUAUUUUAAUCUUGUAUCCAUUCCUUUGUCCACGAAAGCGAUUUUGCAUAAUAUUCAAAAAAGGAUGUUGACGGAAUCCUCGUGUGAAUGUACCAAACAUGUGAAGUAUUUACAUGUUAUCAUUGUUAUCAUUGUCAUUAUAUGCAGUUUCUAGCCUACCGACCGUUUAGCAUUGCUAAAAAUCGUAAUAUCGCUCUAUCAAUCGGCAAAUAAUUUUACUGAGUGCCCCUUGAACUUCCAGAAGAGAUACAGUAUGGAAGAACAGGCCAUCAGAAGCCAACAGAGCCGGCGAGAGAUAAGGGUGGCACCAAAUUUUCUUGGAAAUGUCCGUCAACUUUUGACAGAUAUUUGUUCUUAUUUAUUCGACUUAUAAUAACACGACACGAAGGUCAAAAAAUGACAAGGUUU